AUGGAUCCUUACGAGAGAGGAGAUGCAGCUAAUAUGUCAAUGAGAGAGAAGUCAACACUGAAGAGGAGAAUCAACCGAGAACACAAUAGUAACUUCAGAGCUGGUUACAUCAACAUCAAUGAACCAUACCUCCACAAGACUGGCAUCCGAGGCAGGAAGAGAUAUUUUCUCUACUGUGUUGUUACUUUCCUUAUUCUUCUGGCAUGUGCCAAUGCAUUGCUAACUGCUGGGAUCAUGUAUGCCCUGAAGUUUUCUUACUUUGGCGUUCAGUCAUUGGAGUUUAUACCAGAUUCUAGACUGCUUCGCUUUCUUUCUGACACAACUCUUUCCACUGUUCAAAUAUUUGAUGGAUUUAUUGGAAGCCGCAAAAAUGCUUCACUUCUUUUCCAAAAUGAUAAUGGCCAAGUUGUUUUCAUGGCUGAUGCAGAAGAAGGGCUGAAUGAAAAGGCUUCUAGAGUUGAACUACAGCCGGAUAAUACAGAGGUGAAGUCUGUUGAGGACUUUAAGGUGUGGAGUCCUGACACUGAGAAGAUGCUCCUGUCUACAGGUCUAGAAGCAGUACAAGAAUGGCCAUCCGUUGCUAAUCAAGGCGUCAAUAUACACGCCCCUAUAGUGGAGGUCCCUGUGCUGGAAAGUAUGUCAGGAAUAGACGGCCUGAAUAUAGAAUCUUACCAAAAUACAGAGAUAAAAGGUAUGGAGGGAUUAGAGUUAUCUUCCCUUGGCAAGAUGUACCUCAUCACCAACAACAUAACACUACACUCCACGAGUGGUAAUGUUAUCAUGGAUGCCUCUAAUGGAGUGUACCUCGACAGCAACCUCCCAAGAGCAACCAGUCCUCCCUCCUCUUCUUCAGCCAACGCCUACAAACUCUGUGUGUGUAUGCCAAGUGGUCGAGUAUUCGCUGUCCAGGUUACAGGGCCUGGAGUUGGCUGUGGCGAUGCUGACCCAGACAACGACCCUUGUGCUUGAUUGGGGCCCAUUUCAUGUAUAAAAUUCCUAGUGCUGAAUUUUGUUUUUGUUAAAAUCCAUUUUGCCAAAGAUUUUAUUUAUUUGGAACAAGGUUUCAUCAUUGUUACUUCAGGAUUAUUGUUUAGUCUGUGUUGUGAAUUUAUAUACUAUAUAUGACAGAGUACUCUGGUGUUUUAAAAUGUAGACUUUUAAAUCAAUUUCAAAUUUGUAUCGUUAAGUCAAGUUUUAUAUAUAUAUCUUAUAUUACAUACUCAGAAUUUAUCAGAAAAUAGAUUCAAUUUAUCGGUAAUAUUAUGUUUAAAAAACCAGCUAAGCAGGAAACAUCAGAAAUCAGUUCUCUAUGGUGAAGUAAGUUGUAUCGUAUAACUGGCAUGUUGUGUCAUGUGAUAAAUAUCGUAAGACAUAUGAUUAAUUACGCAAUAAAUAAGUUGUGUCUUGAGGACAUCACAUGAUUUUGUUAGUAGUGUCCAUGUGGAAAUAAUUUGGUCUUGCAAGGAACUUAAUUUGAGUCAUUUACUUAUUUUUCAGAAAUACUGGUUACAUGAUUAGCACUCUUACUGAUGUAAAAUGGCAUUUAUUAAACUCAUUAAAUAGUUUGUUAUUACAUAAAUACUGGUGUAAUUAACAAACCCAUUAGACACCAGAAAUUUUUGAAAAUUAGACAGGUUUUCAAUUUGAUUUAAUCUUGCAAUUAAGAAAAUUUGAUGUUCACGAGAAAGUUCAUUGACAAGAGAACACCUGUGUAACUAUAAUGUUAUCGUGAAUUUGAAUUAGAUGCUCUCAUACUACACCUGUGAUGUUUUACUGUUCUAAAUCAGAUUUUUUUUUUGGAAGGGUCAUUCCAUCUCAGUACCAAAACUUUCUUCCAUACUGACCUGAAACUGAAAGAAAGAUUACAGUAACUUAGCAGUCGUGAAAAAAAAAAAAAACCUUUUAACGACACAAUUUUAAAUGAUUUUAAAUUUUCAAUGAAUGGAAAUAAAAUUUAUGUAUGAAACUGUUUUGUUUUGUCAAGUAUGGGGUAAAUCAUUCCGUCCCUCUGGUUUAUACAUGUCUGUGAAUGUUUGUUUUAGUAAUUUAUGUAUAGGAAUAUUUUUUACCUGGUUUCGGUUGUGUGGGAUGUCUGAUUGGCUUGUGAUCAUGCGUCACUGAUACUAAAAAGUUUUUGUUUUUAUCUUUGAUAUUAAUUCUUGAUAGAUUGUUAACUAAGUUGGAGGCAGUUUAGUUUGGUUGAUAAUGAUAUUAGCUUGAUAAGGCAUAAAUUUCAACUACUGUCUCAUGUUGUUUUAACUUAUACCACAAAAUAUUUUUAUGAAAAACAAAAUUUAACUUACUGAAGUAAUUUUAUCUUGAUCUAAUUCAAACAAGUUGUAGGUUUUGUAAUACCAGAAUGAUUUUAACAUAAUGAUUAUUAAGGAAGACUUAUAUAGACUUCCAGCCUACUGUCAAACCCAUUUGACAUAUUUAUCCAUGAAAUUUGCCUAAAUGAACAGAAAGUUACUUAAAUCAAAUGAUUUUUUUUCUGAAAAUCUAUUUUAAGAAAUACAAUUAAAAAUAAUGAAAUCUUCACUUGUGAAGGCAUUGUAUGGUUUUGUUGAAGCCUGGAGUGGUUAUGUAUAUAUUUAAUGACAAUAUUAUAACAUAUUCGAGUCUGUGUUCAUACAUCAUGUACCUGAAUGUAUUAGAUGAUAUUAAUAUGCAUUUUUUGCCAUUGAUAUUUUCUGUUUAAAUAGAUCUUUAUAAGAUAGGUAUACUUUUACAAAGUUGACGGUGUUAAUCAAGCAUUACUGAUACUGAAUUAUAAAUGAAUCUUAUUUAAUUGUGAAACAUUUUACAAAAGAUUAUGUAUUUGUGUCAACCAAAAAUUUUGAACAUUAUAUUAUAAAUUGUCUUCCAAAUAACAGCAUCAAUGUUAACAUUUACUCAGAAUGUCUCAAUUACAGUCAAGAUGUUUUUUUGUAUUUUUUCCUAAUGCCAUCAAGUUUGACGUGAAACUAUGCAAUAUCUUUUUGCAAUUAGAAGGUUUAAAUGUAAACUUAUAUGCCUUUUUUCUGUUUUCUUAUAUUUUAAAAAGUAAUCAUUAAUAGGGUUGUUAUUUAUUGAUUUAAAAAAAAAAUGCAAUGCAAGAUCAUAAGAGGCAAAGUUUUAUGAUAUACAUCAAGAUCCAUGCUUUAAUGAACCUUCUACUAAUCCUCUAAAACAAGUUACAAGGUCUGGUGAUGAAUUUUAAAGUGCAAUAUGACAAGGAUAUAGGAAUUUUGACCAUUUUUUUCUUUAACCCAAUAUUAACGAAACCUUGCCAGUUUCACUCCUUAAAUUCAAGAAUUUAUCAUUUCUCAAGUCUUAUGCAAGUGACUUGUAAAUGUUUGAGUUCAGCUUUCACUUUUUUAUAAACAUGAUGUGCAAUCCAAUACCAGCCCGUCAAUUUACCUUGACCUUCAUGAGGAGCUCUAAAUGAUCCGGAGCAGGUCCUAAAUUGUAACUAUUGGACCACUGUAAUCUAUGACCAUUUAUGUACUAUAAUGGAAAUUGUAUAUUAAAAAGAUCAUUUUCUA
Ylistrum balloti is the source of this 3524-nucleotide messenger RNA. Its product is annotated as beta-sarcoglycan-like. Gene Ontology annotation, cellular component: sarcoglycan complex; sarcolemma. Gene Ontology annotation, biological process: muscle organ development. NCBI's taxonomy places the organism in Eukaryota, Metazoa, Mollusca, Bivalvia, Pectinida, Pectinidae. The transcript has 7 exons. The coding region runs from base 1 to 969 and encodes 322 amino acids. The record is from RefSeq and is a predicted model, not a curated record.